AUGGAGAAUUGUUCAGAGGUGAAGGAAUUCAUUCUUGCUGGAUUAACAGAUGCCCCUGAGCUUCAGGUUCCCCUCUUCAUAAUAUUCACUAUUAUCUACCUCCUCACCCUGGUAGGAAAUGUGGGCAUGAUAGUCCUGAUAUUGUGGGAUUCCCAUCUCCACACACCAAUGUACUUUUUCCUCAGUAUCCUUUCUCUAUCAGAUCUGGGCUACUCCUCCACCAUUACUCCUAAAGUGAUGGCUGGAUUCCUCCCAGGGGACAAAACUAUCUCCUAUAAUGGAUGUGCUACACAAAUGUUUUUCUUUGGGUUAUUUGCAACUGUUGAAAGUUAUCUCCUGGCUGCUAUGGCCUACGAUCGCCAGGCAGCUGUGUGUAAGCCCCUCCAUUAUAAUACCACCAUGACAGCCAAUGUGUGUGCUUAUCUGGCAAUUGGUUCCUAUUUCUGUGGUUUCCUUACUUCAUCUAUUCACACAGGAAAUAUCUUCAGUCUCCACUUUUAUAAUUCGAACAUGAUCCACCACUUUUUCUGUGAUGUCCCACCCCUCUUGGUUAUCUCUUGUUCUAUCACAUACAUCAAUGAAUUGGUUGUUUUCUUUGCUGUAGGAUUUGAUGUAUUUUUUGCUCUUUUUUUCAUCUUGAAAUCCUAUUUUUCCAUUUUUAUUGCCAUUUUGAGGAUGCGCUCAGCUGAGGGCCUCCAGAAAGCAUUCUCUACCUGUGCUUCCCAUCUCACAGCUGUGUCCAUAUUCUAUGGGACUAUAAUCUUCAUGUACUUAAGACCCAGCUCUAGCCAUUCCAUGGAUACAGAAAAAGUGGUUUCAGUGUUCUAUACCAUAAUCAUCCCCAUGUUGAAUCCUCUGGUCUAUAGUCUGAGGAAUAAGGAAGUCAGCAAUGCUUUUAGGAAAAUCAUAGGGAGGCAAAGUCUUCAUUAG
Messenger RNA from Monodelphis domestica (gray short-tailed opossum), 930 nucleotides. RefSeq names its product olfactory receptor 5B12-like. Gene Ontology annotation, biological process: G protein-coupled receptor signaling pathway. Gene Ontology annotation, cellular component: membrane. Gene Ontology annotation, molecular function: olfactory receptor activity; G protein-coupled receptor activity. The record is from RefSeq and is a predicted model, not a curated record. NCBI's taxonomy places the organism in Eukaryota, Metazoa, Chordata, Mammalia, Didelphimorphia, Didelphidae.